Messenger RNA from Alternaria rosae, 1870 nucleotides. Its product is annotated as meiosis-specific topoisomerase Spo11. Bases 238 to 1662 code for a protein of 474 amino acids. The transcript is spliced from 8 exons. The record is from RefSeq and is a predicted model, not a curated record. Gene Ontology annotation, molecular function: ATP binding; DNA topoisomerase type II (double strand cut, ATP-hydrolyzing) activity; DNA binding. Gene Ontology annotation, biological process: reciprocal meiotic recombination; meiotic DNA double-strand break processing; meiotic DNA double-strand break formation. NCBI's taxonomy places the organism in Eukaryota, Fungi, Ascomycota, Dothideomycetes, Pleosporales, Pleosporaceae. Gene Ontology annotation, cellular component: nuclear chromosome.
GCUUGGUGAUAAACGCGCGAGUAGAACUGCCUUUCCUGGUGUAUCCUGCACGUGUCGUGCCUGCCGUCUUGCAGCUGUCACGCACCGACCACGCUUUCUAUGACUGGCUUCUUGCCUGCAGCGCCCUGUGCGGAUCUCUUGCUAUGUCGAACUCACAGUAGUCGGUCACAUACCUGCUAGCAGCUAAUCCAGUAUCUGCGAGGUUCCAUACCAACGUUCGCCAUUCUGCACUUCGCCAUGGAUACAAGCGAUCUCGAUGACAUGUUGUUUGGUAAACAUGACAUGCAGGUCACUUCUGAGGAUACGGAGGAGGGGGACUCAGAAGAUGAGUUCCUGUUUGCAAAUUCCCAACGGGAAAAUAUACCGUGGGAUGUGUGGAACAACUCAAACUCAACCUCCUCAACCAAUGGCAACGUACUGUCUAUUCAGGAAGCACCUCGGUAUCACCAUCAGGAGCACGCUCUAAGACCCAUACGCGACAGACUUUGGGUGAUCGCUUGCAUCGAAGCGAUGAUAGAGCUGAUUGCGGAUGCUCAGCUAGAGGAUUACGAAGCGAUCACUAUCACGCUGAAGUCCCGUGCGGCUCUGUCUCGCAGACGAUCUGCCACAGCCGACGGCCAAGAACAGACACCCGAACCGAAGGAACGCGAUAUCAAUUUCCCAGGAACAAGUGCGCAAGAGGCAUGGAACUUCACUGUACUAGUUCGUAUACUAGAGCUUCUCCAUGCUGGUCUCGUCGAUGGUACCGUCAUGACGAAGAGAGACUUGUAUUAUCGACAUCCGGACUUGUUCGUCAAGCAGUCGAUAGUCGACCGAUACGUGGACGACUUGGCUUGUACCUUCGGCAUCACUAGAUCCCAAUUGAAUGUGACUGCCACUGCGAAAGGCCUACUGGCGGGCGGCUUUAGGUUGACUCGAAACGACGGUCAUUAUAUCAACGGCAUGAGCGAGAAAGAGGGGAUGCUCGUUCCCAGUGUCAAUGAUAACGACACUCUCGACUUGGCAAACGUGCAAUGGGUUCUCAUUCUCGAAAAGGAGGCGACCUUUAGGUCAUUGAUGAGUUCGCCACGGUGGCACACGUUGGGCUCGAGCGGAACAAUACUGACUGCGAAAGGAUACCCAGACCUCGCUUCACGGAAAUUUCUGAGUCAAUUAGCAGCUAAGGCCCCUCACAUUCCCAUGUAUGCUCUGAUGGACCUUGAUCCCGACGGUAUCGCCAUCCUAUCGACGUACAAAUAUGGGUCGUAUCGUCUCGCGCACGAAAACGUUACAUCCACGGAUACAGCCACGCCAGGCUUGCCUAACAUUCGCUGGCUUGGUGUCAAGAGUCACCACAUGAGCGGGACUCCGCUAGGCGAAGUGCACACAGAUACAGGCACGAAACCUCAACUUCAAGGCCUGAUGAGACUGACAGUGCGCGACCGCAACAGAGCUGCGCGAAUGCUGGAGUGGAACUUGUGCGCCGAGGAGGGUCCCGAAAAGUGCUGGAGGCAGGAGCUACAGAAGAUGCUGAUGCUCAAUGUCAAGGCUGAAAUGCAAAUACUUGACGAAAUGCCAGGUGGAUUGGUGUCUUGGUUGAGCGACAGGCUCGGGCAGGCAACGGAGCUGGUGCGCGCGCAGCGGAUAGAUGACGAAAGGCCAGACGACGGGAUGCUCUUUUGAGAUCUGGAAUACCCCUGGGAGGUAAAUGCGCUUCCAUGCGCAGGAUCUGCAUGUGUUACCUUCUAGUUGUGCAAGACAGACAGUCGUCGAGCAGCAGGGAUGUCGAGGUUGUCGUCGGAGAGAUUUUAGGGUGUCAGGCCAGUGAGAUGCCUCUUAGGCGCAACAAGAAUAUCCCAAGUCUUGCACGCUUACAAUUGGGCGUCGCAUC